Molecule: messenger RNA, 1287 nt
Organism: Numida meleagris (helmeted guineafowl)
Lineage: Eukaryota; Metazoa; Chordata; Aves; Galliformes; Numididae
Gene: ARG2
Product: arginase 2
Exons: 8
Coding region: 89-1159 (356 amino acids)
Cellular component (GO): mitochondrion; cytoplasm
Molecular function (GO): arginase activity; manganese ion binding
Source: RefSeq, a predicted model, not a curated record
CCGGCGGCGGCGCGCGGAGCUGGAGCCGGCUAAAAGGAGCGGCGCGGCAACGGCGGGCAUCCUCCGCUCGUUCGGCAUCUUCUGCGCCAUGGCCCUACGCGGCGGCUUCGCGCGGCUCCUCCGCAAGCGGGCGGACGCGGGGCUGCAGCUGCCCCGGCGGGCGCGCUCGGUGGCGCUGGUGGGCGCCCCGUUCUCCAGGGGACAGAAACGGCGCGGAGUGGACCACGGCCCCGCUACUCUCCGCGCCGCGGGGCUGGCGGAGCGGCUGGCCGGGCUCGGAUGCCAACUGUACGACUUUGGAGAUUUGAAUUUCACUCAAGUUCCCAAUGAUGAACUGUACAACAACUUGAUUUAUUACCCACGGUCAGUGGGGUUAGCCAGCCAGGUACUGGCUGAUGCUGUAAGCAGAGCAGUAGCUGCUGGACACAGCUGCGUCACUAUAGGAGGUGAUCACAGCUUGGCACUUGGUUCCAUCAGUGGCCACACACGGCAGUGCCCACAUCUCUGUGUGAUCUGGGUGGACGCACAUGCUGAUAUUAACACUCCUCUUACAACUCAGUCUGGAAACCUCCAUGGACAGCCUCUCUCAUUUCUCUUGAGAGAACUUCAAGAUAAAGUCCCACAACUUCCUGGCUUUUCCUGGCUAAAGCCCUGCCUUUCAGCAUCUGAUAUUGUGUACAUUGGGUUGAGGGAUGUGGAUCCUGCUGAAUACUAUAUUUUGAAGAACUAUGACAUCCAGUAUUUUUCCAUGAGGGAUGUUGAUCGCCUUGGAAUUCAGAAAGUUAUGGAAAGAACAUUCGAACAGCUGAUGGGCAGGAGUCAGAGACCAAUUCACCUGAGUUUUGACAUCGAUGCUUUUGAUCCCUCACUGGCUCCAGCAACUGGGACUCCUGUUCUAGGUGGAUUAACUUACAGAGAAGGCAUGUACAUUGCAGAGGAAAUACACAACACAGGAAUGCUUUCAGCUGUAGACAUGGUUGAAGUCAAUCCAUUGCUUGGAGCUUCUCAAGAGGAAGCGAAUGCAACUGCUAGUCUUGCAGUUGAUGUGAUAGCAACGUGCUUUGGACAGACGAGAGAAGGGGCGCACACUGCUUUUGAUGAACUCCCAACACCCAGUUCUCCAGAUGAAUCUGACAGCGAAGAGCAAGUGAGGAUUUAAGAAUCCACAAUGCCGGGUACGCUGGACGUUAAAGAGCUCUGCUGAGGCACUUGAGCAAAUAGACUGUCAACACUUGGCAAAUACUGUUAACUUCUCAAUUUUUAAAUAAAAGUAGUUUUUCCACUUGA